This is a messenger RNA of Saccostrea cuccullata (small rock oyster), 1668 nucleotides long. Its product is annotated as sphingosine-1-phosphate phosphatase 2-like. The record is from RefSeq and is a predicted model, not a curated record. Gene Ontology annotation, molecular function: sphingosine-1-phosphate phosphatase activity. Gene Ontology annotation, biological process: sphingosine metabolic process. Gene Ontology annotation, cellular component: endoplasmic reticulum membrane. The transcript is spliced from 3 exons. The coding region runs from base 142 to 1485 and encodes 447 amino acids. Lineage: Eukaryota; Metazoa; Mollusca; Bivalvia; Ostreida; Ostreidae.
GAGGUCACAUCGGUACUUCCUUUGUGGUGAGACGAUGAGCAGUCGAGAGUUUAACUUUAAUCGAGAGAGUGGGUAGAUAGCAAAGUGAACAAUGCAGUGAUCCAUGAUUAGUGAACAAGGCAGACGAUAUUGAAUUAAGAUAUGGAGAAAAUAACAAAUUUAAUAACGGUACUGAAAAGUCCCGAGCUUGUGGCUGAUUUUCAAAAACGAUGUGGUGUGGAUUUUUCUGAUCCUGAAACUGAAAACAAAAAAACAGAAAAGAGCUUUAAAAAUGAUACCAGUCACACUGAGUCAAACACUGUUCGAAUGAGGAAUGGAUUUUCAAAACUUGCUGAAAAUACUGAUGUUGCUGAUAUUCUGAAAUCGAAUGGUCAUGUAAAAAAUGGAUACUCAGUCAAUGGAAUCGGUCACAUUUCAGAGAAAAAUGGCCUGAUCACUCACCAAAAAUGUGAUACAGAAAAGCAGAUAUCAGAGGAGGAGGAUUUAGGAAAAUCUUCUUACAAAGUUAAAAACAAACUUCUCUUUAUUCUCUUUCAUUUCGGUGCCAGUCUUGGAAAUGAGAUUUUCUAUCUCAUCUUUUUUCCAUUUGUUCAUUGGAAUUUGGAUGGAACUUUGAUGCGACAAAUGGCCUUUGUGUGGCAUGUUGCAAUGUGGGCAGGCCAAGCUUUGAAGGACAUUAUCUGCUGGCCUCGCCCUGCGUCACCGCCUGUAAUUAAGUUAGAGAGUAGAUAUAGCUUAGAAUAUGGAAUGCCAUCGACACAUGCCACUGUGGGUACCGUGAUUCCCUUCAGCUUACUUAUUUUACUCCGAUCAUAUUAUGAGGUACCUCUAGGAUUGGGGGUUUUGUGUGCCACAGUGUGGAUGCUUCUAGUCUGCUGCAGUAGAAUUUACUUAGGAAUGCACACAGUGUUGGAUGUGGUAGCAGGUGUUGCAUUUGGCUGCCUAAUCAUUCCCUCAGUUUUACCUUGGGUUCAUACCCUGGACCUUCUACAAGUGACUCAUCCGCUUGCCCCGACCAUGUUUUUAGGGGGUUACUUGUUGUUCUGUUGGGUGUAUCCCAAACAGAAGAUCUGGAAUACUGCUCGAGCCGACACCGCCAAUGUCCACGGCAUCUGUGGAGGAGUGGCAUCUGGAUACUGGUUAUUAUAUCAAUUCGGAUGGCUCACGAAAUCCGAGCGGGGCCCACCAUUUCCUUUACCAGCACCAACCUGGGAUUGGGUCUAUCUCAGUUUUCUUAGAACGCUUCUGGGUGUCUCAAUUUUAGCUGUCAUUAGAGCUAUUUUUAAACCACUGUCAAUUCAUUUUCUGUGUAAACUGUACAAAAUCGACAAGAAAGAUAUACAGGCACAGAGACGAGAAGGCUCGGAGGUGCCACAAAAGUUCAUCACGUAUUACAUGGUGUCUAUAGGUGCCAGUUUUCUAGUUCCUCUGCUCUGUUCUUAUUUAGGCAUAAUGAGAGAGAGUUUUUACCAUGAACUCUAUUGAUAGUUAGGGAAACAAGAACUUCUGUGUGUGUAUUGAUUAAGUUUGCUUUGUUGAUUUUAUUUAUUAAUUAGUAAUUACUGUAGUUUAUUUAGAUAGUUUCUUUACAUGCAUCCUUGUGAAAACAGAUCUAUAUGAAAGAUCUCCGAAAUGUCAGUUUUAAUCUUUUGAUCUAUACUUAGAGUA